GGAGUUGAGCGAGCGCGGGCCCGUUCGCUGACCGGGACGGGUUCCCGCACCUCGGGGGCGCGGCCGUGACCUGCGGGAGCCUCUGCCACGGGCACACCCGGGCCGGGACCCCCGGCGGGACCCCCUCGCCCCGCGGGAGGCGCAGGACCCGCGGCGGUGCGGGGACCCCGGCCCGGCGGGGCCGUGCCCGGCGCUCGGAGGUGCGGGGAGGCUGCGCCCGUACUGAGAGUAUACAGGCUUCCUGCAGAAACUGCAAGAGGAAAGCAAAGACCUUGAGCUUCUCUUCCAAAAGAGAGUCGGUGGGAUUCAUUCCCCUUGAUGAACAAAAAGCCAGACCAGUAUCUGGGCUGCAGUCCAUGUUGUUUUCCUCCACAGAGAUGGUAUCUCUCCUGUGAGCCCUGUGCAUCGUCCCAGCUUUCUGCAUGUCUAGUUCAUAAUCCAGAGGGGAAUACAACUAUGAAUGCUGAAAGCUGACCUUGCAGAGAAAGCAUGUUUCUUUUAUCAGUUAUGUUCCACUGAUGCCAACGUACCAAACUGUUAAAAACGCACCCUAUUUAGUGACAGCAAAGUGAUGUCCCAGCAAGCCUUUCUCUGGGGCAUUUUUCUUGGAAAACAUUGCUGCUAAAAAGCUCCAAACAGGAGGAGUAAAUCCAGUCAGCUUGUCAGACCACUGGCUCAGUGUAACGGUGCUUUCAUGAGGUAACGUUGGGCCAAAGUCAACUUUUCUUUUCUCCUUUGUAAACCUGCAGCCAAGCAAUGGGCCAGAAAAUCUCAGGGAGCAUAAAGUCUGUGGAUGUGAGGGAGCCCCCUUAUAGACCUGUCAAACGAGAGCUGAGAGGCCCGGAUUUUUGCAAGCCAGCGCGCCUGGACAUGCUGUUGGAUAUGCCCCCUGCCAAGCUGGAGGUCCAGUACAAACACGCUUGGAACAACGAAGAUCGCUCCUUAAAUAUAUUUGUAAAGGAAGACGAUAAACUGACUUUUCACAGACACCCGGUUGCCCAAAGCACGGAUUGUAUCCGGGGCAAAGUCGGCUACACGAGGGGCCUCCAUGUCUGGCAGAUCCACUGGCCCACGAGGCAGCGGGGAACUCACGCCGUGGUGGGCGUCUCCACGGCCGAAGCCCCGCUGCACUCGGUGGGAUACACGUCCUUGGUCGGUAGCAACAGUGAGUCAUGGGGCUGGGAUCUGGGGCGCAACAAACUCUACCACAACUGUAAAAACCAGCCUGGCGUCACGUAUCCUGUCUUUUUGGAACCAGAUGAGUCUUUUGUACUCCCAGACUCGUUACUGGUGGUUUUGGAUAUGGAUGAAGGGACGCUUAGCUUCAUGGUGGAUGGACAGUAUCUUGGAGUGGCCUUCAGGGGACUAAAAGGGAAAAAACUUUACCCCAUAGUCAGUGCAGUUUGGGGGCACUGUGAAAUUACAAUGAGAUACAUCAACGGACUUGACCCGGAACCCCUGCCUUUAAUGGACUUGUGCCGAAGAUCAAUUCGUUUUGCUCUUGGCAGAGACCGCCUGCAUGACAUAGAAAUUCUACCUUUGCCUCUGUCUCUGAAAAAUUAUUUACAGUACCAAUAAGAUGUCUAGAACCCUCUGGCCUCACGUUGGACUACAUCAAUGCAAAUGGCAGAAAAUUGUUUACAGCAAAAUAUAAAUCUUUGUGAUGGACACUUAAGUGUUAUUUAAUUUUUAAUAUAUAUUUUUUUCUGAACCAGUGAAAGCAGAUCACUGUGGGGGACUACUAAAGAAUGUGAAAACGUUGAUUUGAUUGAGAUUCAUGUGUUAUCUGUUGCCUGUUGUGUUUACAGUCCUGAAGGCCAUUAUUCUCAUCUCUCAUAUGUUAGUUUAUCUUUGUUGCCUCUGGUAAAUGCCAAUAGAAAAUCUGACCUGCAAGAUGCACUGUCCUGCAGGACAGAGCGUUCUUCAAUAUUGUGAUUUUCUUUUUGUCUCCUACACCUUACCCCAAUAAAUAAAAAUAAAUUAGCAAAGGAAAAUUCUUGACAGUAACUUCUGAAAAAUAUUUAAACCUUGUCUUUGGUACACAGAGUUGCUGGGAGUUUUGAGUGUUUGGCACUCAACAUAAUUAGGCCUACACUAUCUAAAAGCUCUAACGUUCAAAAAAGCAGAUUAUUGUCUAGAAGAAGAGUCUGUGGUUUGAAAACAUGAGAGGAAAAAAGGGUAUAUGUGUCAGAUCAGUUUUUGGACUUGGUAACAGUAAGGCGCAGUUUGUUGUUUUCAAGACCAAAUCUAGUCCCUCCAAACUUCUGCAGUUUAUAACAAAGUGUUCACUAUCCCAAGAAUUUAGGAUAUUCAUAUUUUAGAAAGCUUGUCACUUUUUUUAUUUGAACAAAUUUAUAAUUUUUAUGUGGUAUGAACUCUAAGUACUUUGUUUUCUUUUUAAUGUAUGUGUGGUUAUAAUGUUUAUUUAUCUGUUUAGCGUCUGUGGAGUUCUCAUUUAACUGUUUCCCAUCAUGGGGUGACUGAUUUUAGUUUUUUUCCCCAUCUCCAUCUGAAAUGUAUCAAUUUUUCAGGCUCAUCCCAUUUUUUAAGAUGCUGCUUUCUAUUUGCGUUUCUUACAUGUUUCAAGUUAUCUGCCUGAUCAGUUAUCUAGUUUUUAAACUGGAAGUUGUUGUUAUGGCAGAAUGUCAAAUGUUUAGACUGAGCUGCCUUCAGCAUAUUUUAAUGUGAAUUUACUGAUGAAUGAGGAGAAAAUUUCUAAUAAAGUCUACUGUCCAAAGUAAAA
This is a messenger RNA of Pipra filicauda (Wire-tailed manakin), 2743 nucleotides long. It is a transcript of the gene SPSB4, whose product is annotated as splA/ryanodine receptor domain and SOCS box containing 4. Gene Ontology annotation, biological process: proteasome-mediated ubiquitin-dependent protein catabolic process; intracellular signal transduction. Gene Ontology annotation, molecular function: protein binding. Lineage: Eukaryota; Metazoa; Chordata; Aves; Passeriformes; Pipridae. Gene Ontology annotation, cellular component: SCF ubiquitin ligase complex. The coding region runs from base 757 to 1578 and encodes 273 amino acids. The record is from RefSeq and is a predicted model, not a curated record. The transcript has 6 exons.